Messenger RNA from Rhea pennata, 2781 nucleotides. It is a transcript of the gene CLCA2, whose product is annotated as chloride channel accessory 2. Gene Ontology annotation, molecular function: intracellularly calcium-gated chloride channel activity. Gene Ontology annotation, biological process: chloride transport. Bases 1 to 2781 code for a protein of 926 amino acids. The record is from RefSeq and is a predicted model, not a curated record. Gene Ontology annotation, cellular component: plasma membrane. The transcript has 14 exons. NCBI's taxonomy places the organism in Eukaryota, Metazoa, Chordata, Aves, Rheiformes, Rheidae.
AUGGCCGGCGGCGGCGCGGCGGGGGCCGCGCUGCUGGCGCUGGCGCUGGCGGCGGCGGGGGAGGCGGCGGCGGUGCUGCGCGACAGCGGCUACGAGGGGCUGGUGGUCGCCGUGCACCCCCGCGUCGCCGAGGACGCGGAGCUCCUCGCCCGCAUCCAGGAGAUGAUCAGUGAAGCUUCUUUCUAUUUGCUCAAUGCCACAAGAGGCAGAGUGCGUUUCAGGAGCGUGAAGAUUCUGGUACCCCCGACGUGGACGGAGAAGAGUUACGAGACUCCCAAGCACGAGUCCUAUGACACGGCAGAUGUCAUAGUGGCACCUCCUUAUUGGAAACAUGGAGAUAACCCGUACACCUUGCAACCUGGAGACUGUGGAAAGAUGGGAAAAUAUAUCCAUUUCACACCUAACUUCCUAGUAAACGAUUAUUUGAUGGAUAUCUAUGGCUCACGUGGCCGAGUCUUCGUCCACGAGUGGGCCCACCUUCGCUGGGGGGUGUUCGAUGAGUAUGACAGCGACAGACCUUUUUAUGUCACUGGCCAGAAUCAGGUUAAAGUUACAAGGUGUUCCUCUGAUCUUACUGGCAUCUAUGUCUGUGAAAAAAAAUCCUGCACUGAUGGUAGUUGUGUUAUUAAUAAGCUAACAGGGCUUUUUAAGGAAGGAUGUGCAUUUAUUCAUGAGAGAAAUCAAACUGCAGUAUCAUCAAUAAUGUAUAUGCAAAGUUUAUCAUCAGUGGCUGAAUUCUGUGAUGAACAUAACCAUAACAGAGAAGCACCCAAUCUGCAGAAUCGGAUGUGUGACUACAGAAGCACAUGGGAAGUAAUUAGAAACUCUACAGAUUUUAAGAAUAACCCUCCAGUAACCAACACCAGCCACAUUACUCCUCCCUCCUUUUCAUUGCUGCAGAAGAGAGACAGAGUGAUAUGUUUAGUGCUUGAUAUUUCUAAGAAUAUAGCUGGGGGUAGCUGGAUCAAUCGAUUGCAUCAAGCAGCAGAAUUGUAUUUACUGCAAAUUGUGGAAGAAUAUUCUUACGUUGGUAUUGUCACAUUCAGUCAUAUAGGAGAGAUCAAAACUCACGUGCGUCAGAUAGUCAGCGAUGAUGUACGGAAACAGCUUGCUUCAUACUUACCUGCAGCUUCAGGGAGCGAGAGAACAAAUGUUUGUGCAGGCCUGCAGCUGGCAUCUGAGGUCAUCAGGAAGAAAGAUGGAAAUAUAUAUGGAUCUGAAAUUAUACUGGUGACAGGUGGACAGGACAGUAGUAUGAAGAAGUGUUUUUCUGAUAUGGUUAACAGUGGAUCAGUCAUUCAUACAAUUACUGUUGGAUCUUCUGCUGCUAAGGAAAUCGAACAGUUUUCCAAAGAGACAGGAGGGUUGAAGUUUUUUGUCCCAGAAAGACUGGACUUCAGUGACUUACUGGAUGUUUUUAGUGGAAUUUUGUCCAGAAGUGGAGAUACUUUCAAUCAAUCUAUUCAGAUUGAAAGUGCUAGUGACAGUAUUGGAGGGUACAAACAACUGCGUAGGACAGUGACUAUUGAUAGCACAGUGGGAAGAGAAACCUUCUUUGUAGCCAUUUGGCAAACCCCUGAACCUCCAAAGAUCACACUCUCUGAUCCCAGUGGGAAAAGCUACACCAACAAGGACUUUGACAUUGAUUCCAUUUUCCAUGUAGCUCGUCUGAAGAUUCCAGGAAUUGCAGAGACAGGGGAAUGGAUAUACACACUGACAAAUAUUCACCUUUCUCCUCAAGUUUUAACAAUGAUAGUAACUUCUCGAGCAGCAAAUUCUACUGUUCCUGCUGUGUCUGUGAAAGCCCAUAUGAGCAAAGAUAUAAAUGACUAUCCCAAUCCAAUGGUUGUCUACGUACAAGUUAGUCAAGGGUUUUCACCUAUUCUUGGAGCAAAUGUGACUGCCAUUAUCAGUCCAGAGAAUGGAGAUCCAAUUUCCUUGGAACUUUUUGACAACGGAGCAGGCUCUGACAUUGUCAAGAAUGAUGGUACCUAUUCAAAGUACUUGUUUUCUUUCCCUGAGAAUGGCAGAUACAGCCUGGAAGUCCAUGUCCAAGCUAACAGAACUAUCAUACCACAAAUUGCAAUGCUGUGGAGUCAUGCCAUGUAUAUACCAGGUUAUGCAGAAAAUGGUAAAAUCAAGAUGAACCCAUCAAGACCCUCAGUUAUUAAAAAUGAUCUUCAAAUCAGCAGAGGAGGUUUCCAAAGAAUAGCUGCAGGAUGCUCCUUUAUAAUAUCUGCAGUUCCAGUGGGACCUUAUGCUGAUGUGUUUCCACCAUGCAAAAUUAUUGAUCUUGAUGCCAGAAUAGAAGAUGAUAAAGUCGUAUUAUCAUGGACAGCACCAGGAGAUGAUUUUGACAAAGGCAAAGCUGCAGGUUAUGAAAUCAGAACAAGUGAAACUCCUCUGGAUCUAAGGGACAACUUUUAUAACACUACUUUUGUGAAUGCUUCCAGUCUCUCACCUGAGCAUGCGGGUUACCAAGAAAUAUUUGCAUUUAAACCAGAAGCUUUUACAACAGGAAACAUCACCAUAAUCUAUGUAGCUAUACGGGCCGUUGAUGAAGUCUUUCUUUACUCUGAGCUGUCUAAUAUUGCACAAGCAGUAAUGUUUAUUCCUCCAAUGGAUUAUCCUAUUUCUAAUAUGGAGUUUAGUGUUUCAACAACAUUAUUACUAGUCUUUGGAUUAUUAGCGGCAGUUUGUCUUACAGCAAGUACAACCCUUUGCUUAUUAAAGAAAAAGGGCAAAAAAACUUCUUUAGAAACUACAACUAAGUUGCUUUAA